AUGCCUGGCACCCAUCUAUUGCCUCCGAACCUCCUCAAGCUCUUCGCACCGCGGCCCCCGCUGCCAUACACGCGCCCCCUCGACAGGGACAUCAACCGCGUCAGACCCACCAAUGUGCAGGGCGUCGGCCAGCUUCUCGCGCGCCUCCGCGAGGACAAGACCCAGGGUAUGAUGGAGUCGGGCGCCAGCGAGGGCAUGGAGGAGGGCGAGGAGCCAGCAUUCACAUAUGCAGAACAGACGAAACGAGAGAUCCGGCGGGAGGAGCGGAAGAAGAAAAAAGAGGAGGAUUUCCACGCCGCCAAGGAGACUUACAAGCCCGCGGAUGACCCCGAAGCCGUUGGGGACCCCUACAAAACACUGUUUGUCGCUCGCUUGCACAAAAAUGCCACUGAUAGCGACCUACGGAGAGAAUUCGAAGGCUACGGCAGCAUCGAACGGGUAAGAAUCGUCCGUGACAAAAAGGGGCGAGGCAGAGGGUAUGCCUUCAUCGUCUUCGAGCGAGAGCGCGACAUGAAAGGUACAUAG
Molecule: messenger RNA, 525 nt
Organism: Rhodofomes roseus
Lineage: Eukaryota; Fungi; Basidiomycota; Agaricomycetes; Polyporales; Fomitopsidaceae
Exons: 3
Coding region: 1-525 (174 amino acids)
Biological process (GO): mRNA splicing, via spliceosome
Cellular component (GO): U2-type prespliceosome; precatalytic spliceosome; U1 snRNP
Molecular function (GO): U1 snRNA binding; mRNA binding
Source: RefSeq, a predicted model, not a curated record